This is a messenger RNA of Drosophila elegans, 1173 nucleotides long. RefSeq names its product putative gustatory receptor 59d (gene Gr59d). Gene Ontology annotation, cellular component: membrane. The coding region runs from base 1 to 1173 and encodes 390 amino acids. Gene Ontology annotation, biological process: sensory perception of taste. The transcript is spliced from 2 exons. The record is from RefSeq and is a predicted model, not a curated record. NCBI's taxonomy places the organism in Eukaryota, Metazoa, Arthropoda, Insecta, Diptera, Drosophilidae.
AUGGUCGACUUAGUCAAAUGGUGUCUGUUUGUUUCGUAUUAUUACGGACGUUUCACUGGCGUGUUAAACUUUGAAAUCGAUUUCAAAACGGGUAGAACGCGAGUCACCAGAAAUGCUACAAUAUGCUCAGCCUUUUCCCACCUAUUAAUGUUCAUAAUUCUGGGAAUUCAGAUGGCAAAUGCCCGUGUAAUGGGCAAGCUGUGGGCAACGACAAACUCUCUUCACAAAAAUAUGUUUAUGAUUAUGUCGUGCGUUCGUGUGAUUUGUGUUCUGCUGUCCCUAGUUAGUCGUUGGUCUCAACGUGGCACGUUUAUGAAGCUCUUCUACUCGAUCCACUGCCUUUACCAGCUGAAUCCUGAGAUAAUAAACUAUUGCCGUAGGAGCAUUGUGAGCAAAUGCAUCUGCGCCACAAUGUCCGAAACUCUGCAGAUUAUCAUGGUUCUAGUUCUAACAUCAAACCAACUAACUAUUUCCCUGGCAUUUAGCAUUUGGUCCAUAUUGAGCUUGACAUCAAUAAUUAAUGUGAUCAUAACACAGUACUUUACAGCCAUGGCAAUUAUAAGAGCUCGCUACAGACUUUUGAAUUCGGAGCUCCGGACGAUUCUAGCUAAGACUCAAGCACUAAUUCCGAACAAAAGUGGUGUCUUUGUGACCAAAUGUUGCUAUUUGGCUGACGAGUUGGAAGAACUGGCUCGAACCCAAUCCAGUUUGCAAAACCUCAUUGAAUGUUUAUCGAGGUCUUAUCGAGUUCAAGUCAUAUGCUUGAUGGUCACCUACUAUCUAAACUUGGUGACGAAUUCUUACUUACUGUUUAGUAUCAACAAAUACAGAUCGUUAACAGAGCAUUGGCCAAACAUUGUCAAAGCUUGCGGCCUUGCUUACUUAGUAUUUUACUACCUUGAUUGCUGGCUUAACUCGCAUAAUGUUUUCUACCUCAUGGACACCCACGAUGACAUAGUUAAAUUGCUGAAUCAACGGACUCUCUUUCAGCCAGGCUUGGACCAAAGAUUAGAAACAGUUUUCGAGACUUUUAUUCUGAACCUGGCUCAUAACCCGUUUAAGCUAAGUUUCUUUGGCUUAUUUGAAAUCGACCGUGCAUCAUCGUUCGCUGUGGGCAACUCACUUCUAACACACUCAAUUCUUCUGAUUCAAUAUGAUGUGGAACAUUUUUAA